AUGUUCCUCCUUAUGAUCCUCCUCAAAUUCAUCAUCACAUACAACAUCCCUGUGCAGUCCUCAAUCAGGGACGUGUUUGUGCUUUCUGUGCUUGGUAUUUCAAGCAUGAAUGUGAAGCCUGCAAAAAGAUGCAGUCAGCAAGUGAUGGGGGAGGGAAAGCAAACCUGGUGUGCAUGGAGCAGGAAAACCUCAGGAAAAGGAGGGCAGGCACAGAAGGGGGGAAAAUGGAUUUAUUGGUAUUACACUAAGUACACUAUCAAGGAGAGCAUGAUUGCAGACCUCCAGAGCGAAGUUACCAGAGCUGUGAUGGAGGUAACACCUGGAUCCACUGGUCUUACUGUAUGA
Molecule: messenger RNA, 345 nt
Organism: Laccaria bicolor S238N-H82
Lineage: Eukaryota; Fungi; Basidiomycota; Agaricomycetes; Agaricales; Hydnangiaceae
Product: GPI-anchored small secreted protein
Exons: 3
Coding region: 1-345 (114 amino acids)
Source: RefSeq, a predicted model, not a curated record